Ornithodoros turicata is the source of this 537-nucleotide messenger RNA. RefSeq lists its product as uncharacterized. The record is from RefSeq and is a predicted model, not a curated record. The transcript has 4 exons. Lineage: Eukaryota; Metazoa; Arthropoda; Arachnida; Ixodida; Argasidae. Bases 76 to 459 code for a protein of 127 amino acids.
ACUACUGUUCGCUAGGAACUAGUUAUAUGCUAGCAAACAGAAGCUGCAUUUGAAGCGCAGACGACUGUGAAGACUAUGAAGACUUGGCAAGCCCUCUGCCUCGCUGUUGGCCUCUACGGAGCUCUGUUUAUUGCAACCGCAGAGGAGCAAGAGAGGAAUUCGAAUGGGCAACUCGUAGUGCACAAAUGCAAAGACAACUACGUUUUAGACAAGAAGUACUGGAAUGACGUCUCUGCAUUUCCUGCUGACUGUCGAUACUAUUGCAACAGGAGCCAUACUGCCACAGAAAUAUGGUAUGGGUACUACCAACCGUUUACUCCGUGCACGAAUUCUACUGACUUGAAGGACGCACAAGGGAAUACCAAGUAUGGAAUAUGUAUUACCAGUGGCGUAACCGGAAAGAAGACAUGGAAAUGUGAUUUGACGCAGCCACCAAAGAUCCAGCUGGAAUCCUGCUGAUCAGCAGCUGUUGACGAUGAAGGCGCCGGUAAUAGCGUACGUGUAGUGGACCUCUCCUCGAAUAAACAGAAUGUCAUA